Brenthis ino (lesser marbled fritillary) is the source of this 1530-nucleotide messenger RNA. The record is from the annotation of a GenBank genome assembly. Lineage: Eukaryota; Metazoa; Arthropoda; Insecta; Lepidoptera; Nymphalidae.
AUGUUGAAUAACCGUCGCAACUUUGUCUUUAGAGUGAGUAUAGUGAUAAAUAUCGCCGUGCUGUUAUACGCGGCGAUGCACUUAUCCAGUAACACUUCACCAGGUGUGGAAUGGGUACCGAUAACUGUUGAUGGAUCAGAAAGGAGUGCAGAAUUCAGGUAUAUUAAUAGAGAAGAAAUGCGAAAUUAUACAGAUACGAGGCCACCAGAAUCAAGUGUUCGAAACCUCGAAGAGUCUACCUCCCAAAAGACACCGUCUACAAUGCCGACCACUAACAAAACCGCCUCGAGUACAGUUUCUAUACCUGAAACUGAUAAGAAGUUAAACAGUGCUUUGCCUGAGCCUGAAACAUCAAAUGGAACAGUGCUAGAAAUCGAUGAUGAGGAUGCGUUACAUCCAAUGACGCUUAACUAUCUUCGUACAUUAUUGGACUGCAAUGAUAAGGACAUGCUGUCUCAAACUGUACAGCGUGGUGAUUUUUGGGUUCUAAAGAAUUUUGUUCGUGCUGAUCAUGGAAUUAUACAGUGUCAUGAAUCUGUAACGUAUACAACACAUGCCGGCUUCGAGUUUCUUGACAACGUUCAGCCUCUUGUAGAAAGAUGGAUGGCCCCAGUGAGUCUUGCCAUUCACGCGCCCGGAGCGGACAUGCUUCCGACGGUGAACAGCAUCAGAUACCUGCGAGAUUGCCUCGGCAACGAACUCAUCAAACAGUUUGUCACCUUCCACGUGUUCUUUUCUAAUAAACAUAUACCUAGCAAGAUACCAAAUCCAGACACUUUUCUUCAAACACCAUACAACUGCACGGCAAAACCUCCAUACGACGUCAACGCCAACUCAACAUAUAUGAAAGCAAAAAGUCUCUUGUAUCCCGUGAACGUGGCUCGUAACAUCGCUAGAGAGGCUGCAGUUACUCACUUCAUACUGCCAUCUGAUAUAGAGCUAUAUCCUAGUCCUAAUUUAGUACCCAGGUUCCUAAACAUGAUUGCCAGAAACGCUAAACCAUUAAGCACUUCCAGUAGACCUAGGGUCUUUCCUAUAAGUAUAUUUGAAGUCGGUGCCAAAGUCCAAGUGCCAUCGACAAAAACGGAGCUGCAAACGAUGUUGGUCAAUAAGACUGCAAUACCGUUCCACAAGUUCGUGUGUCCAAAUUGUCACAACAUACCUCAAGGGCAACAGUGGAUGAAUGCACCAGAAACUAAUCAAAUGGAUGUCUUUCACGUUGGAAAGCGACGUGGGAAGUUCGUGCAUUGGGAACCAAUCUUCAUAGGAACUCAUCAAGAUCCCUAUUACGACGAGCGACUUAGCUGGGAAGGCAAGAAAGAUAAGAUGACGCAGGGUUAUGUUCUGUGCGUCAAAGACUACGACUUCAUGAUAUUAAACAACGCAUUCCUCAUACACAAACCUGGUAUCAAACACUACGUGAAAAAUGCAAAGAGGGAUGCUAUCGCCGGAAAACAGUCGUUAUACAUUAAAUCGGUCAUUAUGCCACAGCUUAAAAUUCUAUUUGGGACGAGAAAUGGCUGUGCGCUG